AUGGCGAACGACACGGAACUCAUUAAAUCGUUCAUUUGGAGUAAAACACGGACGAAUUUGUCAAAACUUCUCAAAGAAUACCAACUGCCUCAGAUUAUUCGAGUCGUGGAUGGCUUCUGCAGCAAAAACGAAGACACAAUCUUAUAUGACGAACAGAUACUAGCCUUGCACGAAAUACAUUCAGUACGGAAGCUAAUUGGUACGGACAGUUCGGGCAAGCAGGUAAUCAUUCCAUUAACGUGUCCAACACAAGUCCUAGUCUGCCCGUCCAAAUGUAAGUACACACCAUGUAAAGUCCAGAAUUUUAAGUCCCUAUUUCCUAACAUACAAUACGUACGAGUGAAAAGCUGCGGGCCUCAAUCAAGGAAUGCCAAUAGUGAAAGCACGUUCAAAGUUGGUGACAUAAUACAAAUUCAAAACAUUGACCGAAAGAAAAGUGUCCUUUGUCAGAAUACUGACACCAAAGGAGACAUGACUCUUUCCUACAAAUCCCCGGCGACUUUUACCCCCUUGCUGGACUGCCAGAAAUAUACACUCUCAGAAGUUGUGACCAACUACGGCCUGCCAUCGAGGGUGUGCUUUGUAAGCACCCAUUCGCAGGCUGAUCAAAACUCGGAUCAGUGGAACAGCGCGUUAACAGGUCUCACUGAAGUGGUCUUUCAUAAAGUGGUAACUGAAGUUAAAGUUAUCGCAACUACUGUAGGGGGAGGGGUUGGUGAACUAACGCAUUGUAUAGGUCUACCGACUGACCUACCCAUCCGCUGCGCAGUCGCAGAACGUUUCGCUAAAAAUGGCCAAAGUUAUGAAGAUUUUGUUCGUACGCUACACGCAGGUUUCGACAACAAGAACCUUUCAGAGAGAGUAAAUGUAUUCCAGGAAAUAAGCCGUGUAAAGAUACACGAUUCUUCCAACAGUAUGACGAUCGUCUCACGACCACAACCCGACACCUUCCCGAGUCUUGCACGAAGUACUGCGACGGGAAGUCAGCCCCAUGUUUCUCCAAAACCUAAGAAAAUAACCAUAAUGUCCAACCUCCCUCAGUCCCCAAAAGAGUCCAAGUAUCCACUAAAUGAUCCUAAAAAAUCCUCACAAAGUCCUACCGAAGACAGUACGACCACAACCGAAGUAUACGACGAACUUUCACAAAACCGCCUCGAAGAUAGUGCGACUACGGCCGAAGAUAACUACGUUGAAAUGGGGAGACCAGAAGAAAACGAUGCCGCGGAUUGUGAAAAACAAAAAAGUUCAUUGGAUAACCAGAAAGACCUUCCCGUAAAUGUUUCGAUACAAAAUCCUCACCUUACUGGCCAAGUAAAUGCUCCAUCAACACCAGAAGUCCAGAACUCACAAUGCAAUCGACCUAAAAUUAAUUCAAUACAUUCAAAUAGUUAUGCAGAAGUUAAUAUUAUGAAACCACAAUGCAAUCGAGCUAAACUAAAUUCAAUAUAUUCAAAUAGUUAUGAAGAAGUUAAUAUUAUGAAACCACAAUGCAAUCGAGCUAAAACUAAUUCAAUAUAUUCAAAUAGUUAUGAAGAAGUUAAUAUUAUGAAACCACAAUGCAGUCGACCUAAAACAAAUUCAAUAUAUUCAAAUAGUUAUGAAGAAGUUAAUAUUAUGAAACCACAAUGCAAUCGACCUAAACCAAAUUCAAUAUAUUCAAAUGGUUAUGAAGAAGUUAAGCCAGUAUGGAAUUCAAACUUCAAGCAAGAAUUCGCUGAUCCUAGUUUAAUCCUAAACAAACAAUUGUCUGAAGUUUACAGUGACUAUGUCAUCCCUAUGAUAUCACCAAAUUUAAAAUCUCAGACCCAAGAAUUUGCGGAUCCUGGUUUAAUUCUAAACGAACAAUUAUCUGAGGUUCAUAGUGACUAUGUCAUCCCUAUGAUAUCACCAAAUUUAAAAUCUCAGACCCAAGAAUUUGCGGAUCCUAAUUUAAUUCUAAACGAACAAUUAUCUCAGGUUCAUAGUGACUAUGUCAUCCCUAUGAUAUCACCAAAUUUAAAAUCUCAGACCCAAGAAUUUGCGGAUCCUAAUUUAAUUCUAAACGAACAAUUAUCUGAGGUUCACAGUGACUAUGUCAUCCCUAUGAUAUCGCCAAAUUUACAACCGCAGACCAAGAAAUUUGUAAUACACAAACGAACGGAUGCAAAAAAUAAAUCUACUGGUCGUUAUGAAAAUGUCGAGUGCGAAAUUGAUAAGAACGUUUAUGAAGAUAUGAAUCCAAAAUCGGAAUGGGAUUCAGAUUCCAGAAUCGGAUUCAGUGAUUGGAAGAUCUGA
Molecule: messenger RNA, 2274 nt
Organism: Paramuricea clavata
Lineage: Eukaryota; Metazoa; Cnidaria; Anthozoa; Malacalcyonacea; Plexauridae
Source: the annotation of a GenBank genome assembly